Molecule: messenger RNA, 666 nt
Organism: Sclerotinia sclerotiorum 1980 UF-70
Lineage: Eukaryota; Fungi; Ascomycota; Leotiomycetes; Helotiales; Sclerotiniaceae
Exons: 4
Coding region: 1-666 (221 amino acids)
Biological process (GO): lipid metabolic process
Molecular function (GO): oxidoreductase activity
Source: RefSeq, a predicted model, not a curated record
AUGACUAUUGACUACACUUCACAUCCAGCCGAUCUGGUUGGCUCCGGAAAACUGCAAAAUGCACCAAACCAUGUUGGUAUCAAGGACCUCAAAAACGCGAUACCUGCGCAUUGCUUUAAGCCGUCCCCUCUUAAAUCUUUGUUCUGGCUCCUGCAUGACGUGGCAUUGGCUAUGUUGAUCGGAUAUUUUGCUGCUUGUUAUAUUCCCUUGGUCGAAACCUCUGUUAUUCGCUAUGUGUUAUGGAUAUUGUAUGCUUGUGCACAAGGCAUAGUCUUCACUGGUAUCUGGGUUCUUGGUCAUGAGUGUGGUCAUGGUGCAUUCCUUCCCUGGGAGGUCGCCAAUAAUGCCAUAGGUUUUGUCCUGCAUUCACUACUGCUGACACCAUACUUCUCUUGGCGAUCAACGCACCGCAGACACCAUAUUUAUGCAAACAACAUGAAGCUAGACCACAACUACGUUGCUCCUCGCCGCUCAGAAUAUCAAAAGUUCUUUGGACCUAGAAUUGAGGCCAUUGAAGACCUGACUGAAGAUGCUGCUCUGCUUGAGGCUUGGUUGGUCAUUGGUGCUUCCGAUUUACUUCCUACCAUAUAUGUGUCUCAACCAUUGGAUUGUUGUGAUUACGUACUUACAUCACACACAUCCAAAACUACCAAAAUUCGAAGCUGA